AGUGGUUAUAUCUACGUGUGCUUAAAGGCAGUACAUUUGUUACAAUGUUUAAAUUCCUCGUUUGUAUUUGUUUGACGCUGAUGGUGUUUUGUGAAGCGAAAAACAUAGAUAAACCUAUAGAAAAGCCGGCUGGACAAGAUGACGUAGUUUGCAAAAUAUUCAAUGUAACUGUUAAAGCAAACGAGCGCUACUCUACUACAGAUGGAAGCUGUGUGCAGUACAUUUGCGAUCAAUUUGGCAGCUCACUCACAAGAUUAUGUAACAUUUACCUACCAUCCAAAGGCUGGACUUACGUCGAAGGCGACCUGACCAAACCCUACCCAGACUGCUGCGGUAAUAUUGUAAAAACAUCACUUCUGCCCCGUCCAGUGCAUCACUGAAACAUUAUUAACUAAUUAGAACAAAGAAGUAACAACAGAUCUACUGUGGAGUCUAAUCUCAAU
Achroia grisella is the source of this 443-nucleotide messenger RNA. RefSeq lists its product as uncharacterized. Lineage: Eukaryota; Metazoa; Arthropoda; Insecta; Lepidoptera; Pyralidae. The transcript is spliced from 3 exons. The coding region runs from base 45 to 380 and encodes 111 amino acids. The record is from RefSeq and is a predicted model, not a curated record.